This is a messenger RNA of Lizanozyma spartinae, 918 nucleotides long. RefSeq names its product RNA polymerase III-inhibiting protein (gene MAF1). Lineage: Eukaryota; Fungi; Ascomycota; Pichiomycetes; Serinales; Debaryomycetaceae. The record is from RefSeq and is a predicted model, not a curated record. Gene Ontology annotation, cellular component: nucleus. Gene Ontology annotation, molecular function: RNA polymerase III core binding. Gene Ontology annotation, biological process: negative regulation of transcription by RNA polymerase III. The transcript is spliced from 3 exons. The coding region runs from base 1 to 918 and encodes 305 amino acids.
AUGAAGUUUCUCGAUGAAGUUGGUAUAGAUAACGUCCUGAUAACGUUCAAGAGAGGUUCUGUAUCUUCAGCCACGACAACUAGCGCCCUUACUGAAACAAUCGCCCCACAAGAGAAUAAUGAUAUUCAGCUUGAACAGAGUGAUAAUUUGGAACCUGGUUUAAACGAGUCUCCAUUUGGUCCUCUUGAGAAUGUGACUACAAGGAAGACGUUUGCCUAUCUAAUAGCUAUUUUGAAUAGCUGUUAUCCAGAUCAUGACUUUUCUAAUUUACAACCAACAACAGAGAAUUUCCACAGGAUAAAUCAUUAUGAAGAGCUCAUGACCCGUUUCAACAAUCUCAUGAUGUCUUUAGGAAAGGAUGCAACUAUCUUAAACUGGAUUUGGGAUACCAUAAAUCUGUACAUGAAUUUCUUACCAUCAACAAAUUCCCCUCUGUUAGGACCUGCGAAAUCAUCAAGGCAGAAUAGUAUUUCAACGUCACCAGGAAACAGAGAUAAUAAUGCGCAUUUCUAUGGCUCUCACACAGGAAUUCCUAAUCACAGCCAUAGUGCAAUGUAUGAACAAUGCCAAAUAUUUGAAUUCCAGCCGUCCGAUCAAACCAUUUUUGAGGAUCUAAACUACCCUUAUCAAACCAUGUGGAGUUAUUACUGGUUUAUAUACAAUAAGAAAAAGAAGAGAGUUGCAUUUCUUUACUUGAAUGGGAUAAAUAAGAUUCAUUACAACAUGAUAAAUGGAGGAAGAAGACUUUCUUUCAGUAAUAACUCAAGGAGGAAAAAUAAAAGUGAAUUGAUUGGCUCUGAUGAAGAAUUUGAUGAUGACGAGGAAUUAUUCAUGGAUGAAUAUAGUGAUGAUGCUAUGAUUGAUGAUGACGAUGGAGACGAUGGAGUUGAUGAUGUAGUUGGGGAUAUCGAAAUAUAG